Messenger RNA from Ambispora leptoticha, 1026 nucleotides. The record is from the annotation of a GenBank genome assembly. Lineage: Eukaryota; Fungi; Glomeromycota; Glomeromycetes; Archaeosporales; Ambisporaceae.
AUGCACGUGUGUGCAUCAAAGCAUGUGAAACCACCAGUUUGUCCACUAUCAUCACCUGAAAUCCAUCGCUCACUUCAUACAACACCAAAGAAAUUUUCGAAACUACCAGAACGAAAGAUAUGGAAUAUUGAAGGCGAAUUGACCGAUACUCUUUGGUGGCAUGGUGAUUCUAAUAAAGAAGACAUUGAUAAUAACCAUCAUGAGAAAAUAGUGUUCUUUAUGAUUUGUGGAAAUCCGGGACUCAUCGAUUACUACAUCCCGUUUUUGACCACGAUUUAUGAUGAGUUUCGACGUGGAGAUAUUGUGAUUGUUGGUGUUUCUCACCUUGGUCAUUCGCACACUCUCCUAAACAGCAACAUCGACCCGAAAUUUUACACGCUUCAGGAUCAAAUAGAACAUAAGAUCAAAUGUUUCGACAAAUUACGCGAAAUGUUUUCAACUAGAAAGUUUAUCUUGUGUGGACAUUCUAUUGGAGCAUAUAUUUGUUCAGAGGUUUUGAGAGCACGUUCGAGUCAUGGAAUUGAGAAAGUUUAUGCAUUGUUUCCGACUAUUCAAAAAAUUUCUCAAACACCAAAUGGGAGAAUGCUUCAAUUCCUCUUCUACGAACGAUCCCGAAACCUCGCCGGUCCAUUCGUCCAACUCUUUCGCUCCCUCUUCACUCCUGAAAACUUCAAAUACCUAAUCGGCUUCAUAACCUGGCAAUCAGAACCUGCCCUCUCUGUGACGGCCGACAAACUUCUCUACGGAAAUAUUGUCAAAAAUGCCCUGUAUAUGGCCGAGACCGAGAUGCAAGAAGUCCAAGAACUCGAUGAGCAAUUCUAUCGUGAGCAUUUACCGAAAUAUGUCUUUUAUUUCGGGAAGUCGGAUAUGUGGGUACCAUUGGAUCAUUAUCGCGAUUUGCUGAAGCGGUUUCCAGAAGGAAAUGUUUUUCUUUGUGAAGAUGGAAUGCCGCAUGCUUUUGUUAUAGGACAUAGCGAAAAAAUGGGCAGUAAAGUCGCAAAGUGGAUAAAAACUUUGUCAAUCUAA